AUGGACUCAAUGGUGAUUAAUGAUGCGACGCCAGGGUCCUCGUUUUCGGCCCCAACUGCCUCGUUCGCUUCAUCUCCCAACAAGAGGAAGCGACCAGCAAAGGUGGCCAUCGCUACUGAAUCGUUUCGGAGCAUCAAUGAUGGUAGGACUGGCCUGGUGCCUCGCUGCAAGCUGUCCCUCCUCUGUCACGAUGACUACUACGCUUCUUCUCCGUUCUCUCCUUCCUCUUCCUCAUCAGCACCAGCAUUCACCCUCCCUGUCUCCUCCUCAUCCUCGACUUUGCCGGACUACUCCUUCACUUCGCCUCUCGACUCCUGCCUCCAUCCACUUCGUUCAUCCACCUCUCCUUCUUCCACUUCGUCGCUCUCUUCGUUCUUUCCUUCCACCGAGCUGCAUUCGAGCAUGAUCACCGAAGAUGAUGAGCGAGAGGAGGAGGCCAACGAGCGACGCACAUCCGACGUCGCACCCAUCAACGCCGCCAGCACCGCCUUCUCGCUUUGGCAGCUGCCGUCGCCUCUUCUUCCACUUUCCUCUCCCGCGCCCAGCGUCUUCUUCCCCUCAUCAACCGCAACGUCGUCUUCACCUCGGCCGCCUCGCCAGCGACGACGAGCCGGUCACAGCGCCCGAAGGCGACUGGCCCUAACAACGGUGGGCGGGGGAGAAGCGAGUACCUUCCCGCACACCAUCGUCGGCUCUUCAACGUUUCCCCACGCCUCUCUUUCGUCGUCUUCUUCAUCAUCCGCCGAUGGCGCAUGA
Messenger RNA from Acanthamoeba castellanii str. Neff, 756 nucleotides. RefSeq lists its product as uncharacterized. NCBI's taxonomy places the organism in Eukaryota, Discosea, Longamoebia, Acanthamoebidae. The transcript is spliced from 2 exons. The record is from RefSeq and is a predicted model, not a curated record. The coding region runs from base 1 to 756 and encodes 251 amino acids.